This is a messenger RNA of Rotaria sp. Silwood1, 528 nucleotides long. The record is from the annotation of a GenBank genome assembly. Lineage: Eukaryota; Metazoa; Rotifera; Eurotatoria; Philodinida; Philodinidae.
AUGACAUCAUCAACACAUGUGUCCUCCUCUACAGCAAAUGUUGACACUGCAUUAUCAUUAAAAGAUAAUCUCGAAAUCAGUUGGCUCGAUGGUCACAUUUGUGAAAAUGGUCAACAUAAUCAAUUAAAAUCCUAUUGUCAGAAUAUUUCGAAACUUAUUUCAAAAUGGCAUUUUUUCGAAUCUACUGACCAACUUCAACGUUAUCUUGCAAGAAAUCCAAAUAUUAAACUGAUUACGAUUAUGUCUGGUAGAUAUGCCCGCCAAAUACUUGCACUCGUAUCACCUAUGGAAAAUUUACAUAGUGCUUAUGUUUUGACAAUCGAUAUUGAAAAAAAUAAGAAGAAACUUGGUGUUGAACCUAAACUGAAAGAAAUAUUCAAUGAUGAAUAUGUUUUGUUGGGUCGUCUACAAAAGGAUUUAUCUGAAUUAUUUUGGGAAGAAGGAAAAAAGUUGGCUGCAGCUAAACGCGAUCAAGAAGCUCGUGUGUACUUUGAAGAAGCACAUCGUUUAGAUGAAAAUUUGAAAUAA